Messenger RNA from Sporothrix brasiliensis 5110, 1791 nucleotides. RefSeq lists its product as uncharacterized. The coding region runs from base 1 to 1791 and encodes 596 amino acids. The record is from RefSeq and is a predicted model, not a curated record. Gene Ontology annotation, molecular function: FAD binding; oxidoreductase activity. NCBI's taxonomy places the organism in Eukaryota, Fungi, Ascomycota, Sordariomycetes, Ophiostomatales, Ophiostomataceae. The transcript has a single exon.
AUGCGGUUCCUCUGCUUUGCGGUCGCCUCGUUUGCGGGCUCUGCUACGGCAGCAUCGGCCCAUCGUCCCCAUCUCUAUCACCGCAACGCUCUCAAUCAGACAUCGCCGUCCUGUCGUGCCGUGCCGGGCGGUGCUGGCUGGCCGUCCGCAGAUCUCUGGGCAGCACUCAACACGACCGUCGAGGGCCGCCUGCUCAAGCCGGCACCACCAGGCGCCGUGUGCCACCCGUCGCAGCCGACGUAUUCGGCCAGUGCGUGCGCGGCCGUGCAGGCCAAUUGGACAGACGAGUUCUUCCACUCGAACAACCCCGUGUCCGUCGAGUGGAACAACUGGACCAACGACACGUGCGUGCCCGACGCCAGCCAGCCGUGCAGUGGUGCGGGCUACCCGGUGUACGUGGUGAAUGCGACGACACCGCAGCACGUGCAGGCGGCGGUGGUGUUUGCGCGCACCAACAACAUCCGCCUCAUUGUCAAGAACAGCGGGCACGACUAUGUCGGCCGGUCCGCGGCGCCGUACGCGCUGUCCAUCUGGGUGCACCACAUGAAGAACGCCACGCUGCACCGGACGUCGUUUUCGCCCACUGGGUGCUCCAAUGUCACCAUUGCCGGGGCUGCGCUGACGGCCGGUGCCGGCAUCCAAAUGUACGAUGCGUAUGCGCUGACGCACACGAUCAACCACACGGUCAUUGGCGGCAACGGCCGCACCGUGGCGCUGGGCGGGUUCAUCACGGGCGGCGGCCACAGCAUCCUGGCGCCGCAGAACGGCCUGGCGACAGACAGCGUGCUCGAGAUGGAGAUUGUGUCGCCGUCGGGCGACAUCCUGACGCUCAACGAGUGCCAGAACACGGACCUGUUCUGGGCGAUGCGGGGCGGCGGCGGGUCGACGUUUGGCGUGCUGACGUCGGCGACGAUGGCGCUGAUCCCGAGCCCCGAGCUGGUCGGGAUGACCUUUUGGAUCGGCACGGCCGCCGACAACACGCAGGCCUUUGACAUGCUGGCGUACGUCGUGGGCCAGUUCCCCGGCCUGGCCGACGCGGGCGUCUCGGGCUACCCGAUCGUGUUCAACACGGUCAAGAACUUUAUUGACAACAGCGACACCUUCAUCAAGGGCAUCAUUGGCAAGCUGAUCCUGCCGAGCGCGCGCAACGCGUCGCAGCUCAUCGAGCACAUCAAGCCCAUCUUUGACCACGUCAACGCCACCUGGCCGCACAUGUACGGCGAGUACAACACCACGUACUACCCGGACUUCCAGGCCUGGUACGCCGAGAACUACGACCCGUCGCCGACGGGCCACGAGAACUUGAUGAGCUCGCGCCUGCUCGACCGCCCGGCCCUCACCGCCGACCCGGCCGCCCUCAAGCUCGCGCUCGCCAAGUUCUCCGCGUCGGGCCAGGCCACCGUGUACAUUGUGUCCGGGCCGGGCGUGCACAACGCCACGCCGCGCGGCGGCGGCAACGCGGUGCUGCCCGUCUGGCGGCGCACCUACGUGCACGCGACGGCCAGCGUCGCCUACUCCCUGCCCAACAACGCGACGUACGCGGCCGACGCCAGGGAGCUCACGACCUUCUUCUCGUCGGCGAUGCGCGACCUGGCGCCCGACACAGGCGCGUACAUGAACGAGGCGUCCAAGUACGAGCCCAACUGGCAGACGACGUUCUGGGGCGACCACUACCCGCGGCUGCUCGCCAUCAAGAGAAAGGUGGACCCGACCGAUGUCCUGUGGUGCACGCCCUGCGUAGGCAGCGAGCGGUGGGCCGAGGAGGCCGACGGGAGCCUGUGUCGUGUGUAG